Messenger RNA from Phytophthora infestans T30-4, 753 nucleotides. RefSeq names its product sulfatase-like protein. NCBI's taxonomy places the organism in Eukaryota, Oomycota, Peronosporomycetes, Peronosporales, Peronosporaceae. The transcript is spliced from 2 exons. The record is from RefSeq and is a predicted model, not a curated record. The coding region runs from base 1 to 753 and encodes 250 amino acids.
AUGAAGUCGUUAGCGGGAGAAAGGUUCAAAAUUAGUCCUGCUGACUGGAGAGGCACUGAACAUCGAGGGUUUGGCUGGGGUGUCCAUGAUGACGUCAGUUUUCAACUUGUAGGCGACUUGUUACUGAUCCAGCUGAAGAAGCAAAGAAAAAGAAUGGAGCGUGGGGAGCCAAAGAAGCCCAUGUUUAUCACUCACUACACAAUUUCAAAUCACGAACCGUACCCAUCAUGGCCCUACUGGUUCGAAAAGUCUGCAAAGCCUGACUUUUCAGCCAUGUACGAAGGCGAGGAACACGCAGACAGGAUCGAAAGGUACAUGAAAGUGAGGUAUUUUACCGAUAUGGAGCUUAACAACUUCAUGGACCGUAUGGAGAAAGGAGGGUCCCUCAAUGACACUAUCGUUGUCAUUGUAGGCGACCACGGCCAAGCGCCAGAAAUCGACAAUUGCCACUUACAUGAGGAGUCUGUGACGCGUGUCCCAGCCGCGAUCAUUGCUGAAGGUCGACUGGGAGAUGCAGUGGGCCUCGUUAUCGACGACGCUGCAGACCAGUAUGAUAUUCUUAACACUCUCAUGGACAUUACAGGUUUACCGAAGGGAGGAUUCCAGCAGAAUGGCGUUGGACGCUCGCUCAAGCGUAAACUUCCUGUCGGGAAGCGCGUGGUGUUCAGUAACGACCCAUUGUGCAGGAUGGCGGUUGUGCGCGGUCACGAGCGUCUCAAACUGUUUGCUCGCUGUUAUGUGCAACAAUACUAG